AUGGAACCAAAUCAAGUAAAUGUGGAAGAAAAAACUGUUAUUGAUCAUUUUUCUCCCAUUUCUGCUAAUCCACCAUCAUGCAUUAUUUUUCCUGAAACAAAUGCUACACAUUUUGAGCUAAAACCUUCCAUAAUUCAACUUUUGCCAUCUUUUUAUGGGUUAGGUAAAGAGGAUCCAUACAUGCAUGUGAAAGAUGUUUUAGAAAUUUGCUCUACAUUUAGAUUUCAAAAUUUUUCUGAUGAAUCUGUUAGGCUUAGACUUUUUCCAUUCUCAUUAAAAGAUAAGUCUAAAGCCUGGUUAGAUUCACUCCCAGCCCGAUCUAUUUCUACUUGGGAUGAAUUAGUUAAUAAAUUUUUGUCCAAAUUUUUUCCAAUGUCUAAAACGGAUAAUAUUAGGAGAGAAAUCUCCGAAUUUUAUCAGAAAGAUCACGAAGAAUUUUAUGAAUGUUGGGAAAGAUUUAAAGAUUUAUUGCUAAAAUGUCCACACCAUGGUUUUGAGAAAUGGAGAUUGGUAAAAUACUUUUAUGAUGGAUUAUCUCCUUCAAACCGACAAAUGGUACAAUCAAUGCACACUGGAAAAUUUUUGCAAUUUAGAGGGGAUGAGGCUUGGGAGUCUCUUGAGAAUCUUUCUGUAAAUUCUCAACAGUGGAAUUGCCAAGAUCCUAGAUCGAAAGCUUCCAACACACCUAAGAGAGGUGGAAUUUACGAUGUCAAAGAUGACGUAGAUAUUAAAACAUCAUUAGCAAAUCUAACUAGGAGAGUUGAAGCUAUGUCAUUAAGUCAAUCCAUGAAUACUCCUAUACAUAGGAAUGAAAUUUGUUCCUUAUGCUAUAGUACAAGUCAUAGUGCCCAGUCCUGUCCAUCAUUGCCUAUAUACCAAGAGGCAUUUUCUGAAGAAGUGAACGCUCUUCAAACUUAUGGGAAAUCAUCUGAUAGCCCAUUUUCUCAAUCCUACAAUCCAAAUUGGAGAAAUCAUCCAAAUUUUUCAUGGAGACAGAACCAGCCUCCAAUGAAUCAAGGGCACCAGUACAACACGCCCAAUCAGAGUCAAGCCCAACCUAAUAUGCCAUAUCCUCAACAACAAAGAAAAACAUCUUUAGAGGAUACACUACAACAGUUUAUGCAAACCACCCAACAAGCUUUACACACAAAUUCUCAAUCCCUGUUAAAGCUUGAAACACAAAUGGGUCAGCUUGCUACUGCUGUAGCUGAAAGGGAAAAGGGAAAACUUCCCAGUCAACCCAUUCCAAAUCCAAAGAGUCAGUACGAGAGUCAGCCUGAAAGUUCACAUUCCAAAGACUCGGUUGAAGAAUCGAGUCAAACUUUACCGUUUAUUCCAAAAGCUCCAUUCCCACAAAGAUUGCUCUCGAUCAAAAGAGGUAGUCAGUAUGGUGACAUCUUAGAGGUAUUCAAACAAGUAACUAUAAAUAUCCCUUUCUUAGAUGCCAUUAAACAAAUACCUGCCUACUCUAAAUUCUUGAAAGAUUUGUGUACUGCAAAAAGAAACACAAAUGUUCCGAAAAAGGCAUUUUUAACGGAACAAGUCAGCUCCAUAAUUCAAUAUAAAAGUCUUGUUAAACACAAAGAUCCGGGGUGUCCCACCAUUCCUUGUAUUAUUGGUGAUCAUGUGAUUAACAAAGCUUUACUUGAUUUAGGAGCUAGUGUGAAUUUAUUGCCUUAUUCUGUUUAUAACCAACUUGGUCUAGGGGAACUGAAACCAACAUCUAUGACACUUCAGUUAGCUGAUCGUUCUGUGAAAAUUCCUAGAGGUGUCAUAGAAGAUGUUUUGAUUAAGACAUAA
Messenger RNA from Cannabis sativa, 1800 nucleotides. RefSeq lists its product as uncharacterized. The transcript has 3 exons. Bases 1 to 1800 code for a protein of 599 amino acids. The record is from RefSeq and is a predicted model, not a curated record. Lineage: Eukaryota; Viridiplantae; Streptophyta; Magnoliopsida; Rosales; Cannabaceae.